AGAAAUCUUUUCUCUCUAUCCACUUGAAGAUUUCUGAUGACGUGGUCCAAUCAAGGAUAUGUAGAGUGCAUCAUCACAUCGUACACAAAUCAGCCUAAGCAUGGGCAGUGCACAUUUUUAAGUGGUAACGCCAAUUACAUCAUUUCCCCCCCACUGCCCACUCUCUUCCUGCUUCUUUGUGCCACCAUUCUUCAUUGCCUACCGCACAAAUCAUCCUUUUUCUUCUAUUAUUUUCAUUUCCUUUUUUGCAAAUCAUUUUUAUUUGAGUUGGGAAAUCCCAUUUUCUGGGUUGUUUUGAUUGAUUAAUUUUGUUAUGUGAUCUUGAUUAACAAUUUAAUUUUCUUUCUGCUUUUGAUAAAAAUUGAGGAUUUCUUGGUGGUUUUUUUUCUUUGAGAAGUUUGGAAAUUGAAAAUGGCCUUUUUUUCUUGUUCAUUGGCUGUACAUUUUAGUCCAGUAGUUAGUUCAGAUCUGCUCAAGCCUCAAUUUACAUGGAGCAAAAAUCUGCAAAAUUUAACUAAACUGAAGGUUAAUCAGGUGAAGAGAAAGCCUUGUAAAGUUAGGGCAUCAUUGACAGAAAGUGGAGAGUAUUACUCAGAAAGACCGCCUACUCCCCUUUUGGACACCAUUAACUAUCCCAUUCAUAUGAAAAACUUAUCUGUUAAGGAGCUUAAACAAUUAGCAGAUGAGUUGCGGUCUGAUGUGAUCUUCAAUGUGUCUAAAACUGGUGGUCACCUUGGUUCCAGCCUUGGGGUUGUGGAGCUCACUGUAGCUCUUCAUUAUGUCUUCAAUGCACCUCAAGAUAAGAUAUUGUGGGAUGUUGGUCAUCAGUCUUACCCACACAAGAUCUUGACUGGAAGAAGAGAUAGGAUGAGAACACUGAGACAGACGAAUGGCUUGUCAGGGUUUACAAAGCGUGAGGAGAGUGAAUUUGAUGCCUUUGGUGCAGGUCAUAGUUCAAACAGUAUCUCUGCUGGAUUGGGUAUGGCCGUAGGAAGGGAUCUAAAGGGUAGACAGAACAAUGUAGUUUCAAUCAUAGGUGAUGGUGCUAUGACUGCUGGCCAAGCCUUCGAGGCAAUGAAUAAUGCGGGAUACUUGGAUUCUGAUAUGAUUGUCAUUCUCAAUGACAACAAGCAGGUCUCUUUACCCACUGCCAGUUUGGACGGGCCUAUUCCUCCAGUUGGAGCUCUUAGCAGUGCUUUGAGUAGAUUGCAAUCAAACAAGCCUCUUCGAGAAUUAAGAGAAGUUGCCAAGGGAGUAACCAAACAAAUAGGAGGGCCCAUGUAUCAGCUAGCUGCCAAAGUUGAUGAGUAUGCUCGAGGCAUGAUCAGUGGUACAGGAUCAUCUUUGUUUGAAGAGUUGGGACUCUACUACAUUGGACCUGUUGAUGGUCAUAAUGUAGAUGAUCUUGUAGCUAUACUUAAUGAGGUUAAGAAUACAAAAACCACAGGUCCAGUGCUUAUCCAUGUUGUGACAGAAAAAGGAAGAGGAUACCCCUAUGCAGAGAAAGCUGCAGACAAAUACCACGGGGUGACGAAAUUUGAUCCAGCCACUGGCAAGCAGUUCAAAGGCCAAUCAAGUACACAGUCUUAUACAAGUUACUUUGCGGAGGCUUUAGUUGCAGAGGCAGAGGUAGACAAAGAUAUAGUAGCUAUUCAUGCAGCCAUGGGUGGUGGAACAGGCUUAAAUCUCUUUCUACGACGGUUUCCAUCACGGUGCUUUGAUGUUGGAAUAGCUGAACAACAUGCUGUAACUUUUGCUGCUGGAUUGGCUUGUGAAGGUCUGAAACCAUUUUGUACAAUAUACUCAUCUUUCAUGCAAAGGGCAUAUGAUCAGGUAGUUCAUGAUGUGGACUUACAAAAGAUACCAGUGAGGUUUGCUAUGGACAGAGCAGGGCUUGUAGGAUCUGAUGGGCCUACACAUUGUGGUGCCUUUGAUGUAACAUUUAUGGCAUGCCUCCCCAAUAUGAUAGUAAUGGCACCUUCAGACGAGACAGAAUUAUUCCACAUGGUUGCCACUGCUGCUGCUAUUGAUGAUAGACCAUCUUGCUUCCGUUACCCCAGAGGAAAUGGAAUUGGUACAGAGUUGCCACCUGGGAACAAAGGCACUCCACUUGAGAUAGGAAAAGGCAGGAUUUUGAAGGAAGGAGAGAGAGUGGCACUCCUAGGGUAUGGAACAGCAGUCCAGUACUGUGUGGCUGCAGCAGCUUUAGUUGAAUCUCGUGGUUUGCGUUUGACAGUAGCAGAUGCCCGGUUUUGCAAACCAUUAGACCAUGUACUGAUUAGAAAUCUAGCAAAGUCUCAUGAAAUUCUAAUUACCGUUGAGGAAGGAUCCAUUGGAGGUUUUGGAUCUCAUGUUGCACAAUUUAUGGCGCUUGAUGGCAUCCUCGAUGGCAACCUAAAGUGGCGGCCUUUGGUUCUUCCAGAUCGAUACAUUGAACAUGGUGCACCAGGAGACCAGUUAGCUGAAGCUGGACUUACACCAUCACAUAUUGCUGCAACAGUAUUCAAUAUCCUUGGCAAAACAAGAGAAGCUCUUGAAGUCAUGACAUAGAUAGAAUACAACAUUUUAAUGAUUUCUCGCCUAUUGUGAUUGUUUAUCAUCACUGUUAGUGUUAGAUUGGUACAUAAGUAGGCAUGUUUUUAUAUAGAGCAUAAAACCACAGAUAAUGUAACAUGGUAGCUAGAUCACCAAGGCUUCGGAAUGUUAUAGAUGUUCUCAAAUCCAUACAAGGAAGAUAUGGUAUUUUGUUUCUUUGUCAAGAUAAAGCCAUAACUACCAGAGAUGUACAUAGUUUUUUGAAGUACCAUUUGCAUUUGGGCAAAACAAUAUCCAUCCUAAGGUAAUUUAAUUAUCGAUUAGGUUUAUCUAAUUAUGUUAUUUUUGUUA
Molecule: messenger RNA, 2886 nt
Organism: Spinacia oleracea (spinach)
Lineage: Eukaryota; Viridiplantae; Streptophyta; Magnoliopsida; Caryophyllales; Amaranthaceae
Product: probable 1-deoxy-D-xylulose-5-phosphate synthase, chloroplastic
Exons: 8
Coding region: 412-2550 (712 amino acids)
Biological process (GO): chlorophyll biosynthetic process; terpenoid biosynthetic process
Cellular component (GO): chloroplast
Molecular function (GO): 1-deoxy-D-xylulose-5-phosphate synthase activity
Source: RefSeq, a predicted model, not a curated record